AUGUCUGAAAUCAAAAUCGUAGCGGCUAGUAUUGUGAACUUUCUGAAACAGCAGUUGGACGGUGAUACAUUGAGUGUGGACUCGAGAGAGAGCGUAGAGGUUGGCGUGCAGUGCAUAGAAACCGCAUUCGAAAUAGGCCCGGAAGAUGCGGCAAAAGGCGUAGACCUCUUACAGUUAAUUAGGAAGCAACAAGGAGGGCAAUCUGCCACAAACCGCGCUGAAGCAGAGCGGCUGAAAUGCGAGGGUAACGAAUUAAUGAAGAACGAACGUUACCGUGAGGCACACGAAAAGUACACGCGUGCCAUCGAACUGGAUCCCCGUAAUGCUUUAUAUUUCUGUAACCGCGCUGCUGCUCACUUCAAAUUGGGUGAAAAUGAAUCGACUGUCGCAGAUUGUAUGGCUGCUUUAGCUUUGCAGCCCGAGUACGCCAAAGCUCAUCAUCGGUUAGCACUUGCCUUGACAGCGUUAGAUAGGCAUCGUGAAGCGCGACAAGCUUUCCUUCGAGCAGUGCAACUCGAGCCUGACAAUGAAAAUUUCCAACAACAGUUGAGAUUAUCUGAUGAACGCCUCUCCCAACUCGGUGAACGUGGCCCGAUGGACCUUGGAGGCUUACUACAGAACCCCGCCCUUUUAAACAUGGCAACUGAAAUGCUUGCAGAUCCUAAUAUGCAGAAUCUAAUUUCUGGUUUGAUGAAUAAUACUGCUGCAACUGCACCAGGUCAAGGUGCUGGAGGUAUGAGUGCUUUGUUGGAGGCUGGCCAAGCCCUGGCUCAACAUAUGCAAGCUGCAAAUCCUGAGUUGGUAGAGCAACUGCGCAGGCAAGUGCGUCCUCCUGGACCGGGUGAUAACCAACCUCCAGCUCAGUGA
Chilo suppressalis (striped riceborer) is the source of this 867-nucleotide messenger RNA. NCBI's taxonomy places the organism in Eukaryota, Metazoa, Arthropoda, Insecta, Lepidoptera, Crambidae. The record is from the annotation of a GenBank genome assembly.